UGCCACAUAUCUUUGAGCCAAGGUUAAACUCACCUAACCAUCUAACCAUUAUAUCAUAACCGUAGAUCGAUCUUUUUCUAGAGGGGGGCAUUUGACAUUCCUCAUGAUUUGUUCUGCUAGAAAUGAGUUUGAGGUCGAUCUUAGGCGGCUCCGGCCGGGUUAAGAAGUCUUCUAAGAAGCCCAGCAUAAAACGGUCUUCGUCUUCAUCUUCGUCUUCGCCAUCCGCAUGGACUUCUUCGCUGCCUCGUCGCAAACCUGUACCCAAACGUGGGAAAUCGUUAGCAGAAGAUGAAGAUGGUGUGGACGAUUUCUUUAAUGAUAAACUCGAUGACUAUGGUCUUGUCAAAGCCCUAGCGACCGAUUUGAAUUUGCGCGACGUUCCUCAAGCCAUCUUGUAUAUCCGCAGCCAUAUGUUCUCCCCCAUGCCCGAACAAGCCGCUGGAAUGAACUCUACCAGGAUCGCGGAAGUCCUCAACUAUCGGAAACGCCUACCUCCGGUCGUCACCGUGCCGCAUAUACAAGCCCUACUCUCUUCGCCAAGCGCGGUAGAGCGGGAAAUCGCAGAGCUCGCGCGCAGUGGAUUUCUCCGCAAAGUCGUCGUUCCUGGGAGGGGAGACAUAGGCGAGACUGUGAUACUCGCCGCAGACUUUGAACAGCUGGUGAAGGACUCCACGAUAUUGGAUAAGGAUGUCAAAGAUAGCCUGGCUAGGCUUCUAAAAGAGAAUCCGGGGGUUCAAGCACUUGGGCCGAAUGCGCUUCGUGCGCCAGAGGUAGAUCAACUUAUCAGGGCCGGGUUUCUUAUAGCAAACAACACUGGUGCAACGCACUAUGGCUCUGCGUCCCAUAAUACGAACCUGUAUUCGCGACCGGAGGACAAGGUAACACUUACAUCCCUCGAUAUUAUCUCAAAACAACCAACCGGCUCGCUUGGCGCCGUAGGGGGUGAGGGUGUAGUCCAUAAGGCUGGCGGGAAUGGCGGUGGCUUACUUGGCGCAUCUCGGCUCGACGCCACCGGCACCGAGCUCCGACUUGCCGUGCCUGGAAACGGCACAUUCCUAAAGCUUCUGUCCUCUGCGCUCGAACACCUCGUCUCCCUGCUAGGCAAGUCGCGGUUCCGCGAAGCACCUGAGACUGUGCUUAGGGAGCGGUGGAACGGCGGGAUCGCCAAAGAAGAAGCGCACUACGCGGCUAGGCGCUCGCGGGGAGAGUUCGCGAGUAUCUUACCUGGACAGACCAGAAAGUGGAGGCAGUUCUACGGGCUUUCGUUCGACUGGAUCUUGCAGGAGGCGGUCGGGUCUGGCCUGGUCGAGGUUUUCGACACCCGAAGCGUCGGCCGCGGGAUACGUGCCCUAUGAGGUCUUGCGCGACACGCCCCUCCCAUACCUACCGGAUGAAAUCGCCACCCCUCGCCGGCCAACUGUUUUGGGCACACGCCCGUUCAUACAACACUGCCUAGAGUAACCAAACCUAUCUGGGGUUCGAUACGGCACGAUCGGAUCCGGUAGUAUAUAUUUUGAUGCAAGAGAGAAACAUCAUACGAUUGGGGCGACGAUGGAGUUUCCAGGUCGGUUUGCUUGACUUAGCGCUUGCCCAGGCACACAAAGAAAACGCAAGGUUUCAAUCAUGGCGUUCUAGAGUUGAAACCCCCACAAACCCGGUCAUUUAG
Messenger RNA from Daldinia caldariorum, 1666 nucleotides. Its product is annotated as serine-threonine protein kinase 19-domain-containing protein. The record is from RefSeq and is a predicted model, not a curated record. Gene Ontology annotation, molecular function: protein serine/threonine kinase activity. Bases 123 to 1355 code for a protein of 410 amino acids. Gene Ontology annotation, biological process: positive regulation of Ras protein signal transduction; protein phosphorylation. NCBI's taxonomy places the organism in Eukaryota, Fungi, Ascomycota, Sordariomycetes, Xylariales, Hypoxylaceae. The transcript has a single exon.